CUCUCUUUCUCAUCGCUCUUCAAAUUUUGCACUCCACUCCCUGCAAAUUUUCCCAAGAAAAUCAUCGCCCCCACCAAAUACCACCAGACGGAAAAAAAAUGAUCAAGACGUUGAGUCCUUACUCGACCACGCCGGCCGCCACGGCGAAGACGGCCGAGAUCAUGUCCCGGUACCGUCCCAUUGCCCCGAAGCCCGAGACGGUCCCCUCGGCGGCGAGCUCGGCCGCCGAGAGCCCGACGUCCAUGUCCCCGAAGAUCCGGCAAUCUCCGUACCUCCGGAACCUCUGGCCUCAGCUUCAGGCGAGGCCGACUCGCACCCGGAAGCGCGGGAGGACCGCCAUCUCGCCGCCUGCCAUCAAGAGGCCGAAGACUGCUGCCACAGCAGCGGGGGCGCCGGCGGGCGUUCCGUCCCCCUGCGCCCUGCCGCCGACGAAGAGCCUGUCUCUGCAGGUUUUCACUCACGGCCUCCCCCACAUUCCUCUCGCCGGCCUGAUGGAGAGCCCCCCUGUGGCCCUGGCGGGCUCGGCCGCAGCGGCAAGCAGCCCGAGGAGCCUCGUCACCCUCCCUCUCCUGCCGUGCUCGCCGGAGCUCAACUGCAUGAACACUGUGCGGGUCGAGGAGGCCGCCGCCGUGGACUUGAACGUCAACUCGGCCGUGGAAACGAUCCCGAAGGAGAAGGACCUGCUCCUGCAGCUCCAGGGGCCUGCGUCCGGUAGCGGCAACGUGAUAUCUCCACGGCCCGUACGGCCAGUCGGGUCGAGGAUAAGCGUCGGGUGCAUAAGCGAGGAUCGGAGGCCAGACUCGCCGGCGCCGCGGGCGAGGCAGAAGCCGGAGGAAGUGGAGGAGGAGGUGGAGUCGGAGGCGCUGCCAGCGGUGAUAUCGGACUCAAAAAACCGGGUGAGGGUGGUGAACUCGGCGUACAAGGAGAUGGUGGGGCAGCCGGAGUGCCCGUGGCUCGAGGCCAUGGCGAGGGGGCGCCGCGGGGGCCGGCGGAUCGGAGGGGAGGUGGCGAUCCGGAUGUGCGACGAGGAGGCGAAGGUGCCGGUGUGGGCGGAAGGGUUCUCGUGCUGGGCGAGGAUCGAGUGGGUGGGGAGCGGAGGCGAGAAGAGCUCGGUCAAAGCGUUCUGCGACGCCAUCAGGCUGCGCUGCGACUCCAAGGACUACCUCUUCACCUGGAGGUUCCACACCAACGCCGCGAGGCCGUCGUCCGAGUUCAGCUCCAGCGCCGUCUGAAUCAAAUCUCCGUCGACUCUCUUCCCUUGCCUUCUUCUUCUUCUUUUACUGGUUAGAAAGUGUCGAUUUGUAUCCGUGCAUAUAGGGCUCCUUUAAGUCGUAAGUACUAAAGAUGAUUGUAGGGUUUUUUCAUGUGCUCCUUCUUCUUCUAUGUAAAUAUAAAGCAUGUCAGAA
Molecule: messenger RNA, 1406 nt
Organism: Eucalyptus grandis
Lineage: Eukaryota; Viridiplantae; Streptophyta; Magnoliopsida; Myrtales; Myrtaceae
Source: RefSeq, a predicted model, not a curated record